Molecule: messenger RNA, 1710 nt
Organism: Rubroshorea leprosula
Lineage: Eukaryota; Viridiplantae; Streptophyta; Magnoliopsida; Malvales; Dipterocarpaceae
Source: the annotation of a GenBank genome assembly
ACGUGUACAACUGACGUGGCUUAAAUUUUUGAUAUAUCUGUGAGUUAACAUACGAUUUUUAAUGGAAGGACCAAAUCGGGUUGAGUCUAACCUCGAACAGGGAAGCACCUAUUUUGGAGUUCAGGUCUUCAGCUAUGCUGAGCUUGAAGAAGGAACUGAUAAUUUUGAUCCUUCUAAAGAACUUGGAGAUGGGGGUUUUGGCACUGUUUAUAAUGGUGUGCUCAGUGAUGGGCGUGUUGUGGCAGUAAAGCACCUGUUUGAGAACAAUCUCAAACGUGUUGAACAGUUCAUAAAUGAAAUUAAGAUCCUAGCUUACAUACGACAUCCAAAUCUUGUGAUGCUAUAUGGAUGCACCUCAAGGCACAGCAGAGAACUUCUCCUUGUGCAUGAAUACAUUCCUAAUGGAACUGUGGCUGAUCAUCCUCACGGUAGAACGGCAAAGUCCGGCUUGCUUACUGGGCCAGUUCGGUUGCGCAUUGCCAUAGAGACUGCUAAUGCUUUAGCUUACCUUCAUGGUAAAGAUAUCAUACAACGUGAUGUCAAAAUCAACAACAUUCUUCUAGACAACAGUUUCCAUGGGAAAGUGGCUGAUUUUGGUCUGUCUCGACUUUUCCCCAAUGAUGUUAUCCAUGUGUCAACUGCUCCGCAAGGGACCCCCGGCUAUGUUGAUCCUGAGCAAGCAGUAGACACAAAUAGGCACCACUUUGAUAUUAACUUGGCUAACAUGGCCAUCAGCAGAAUUCAGAAUCAGGCAUUGCAUGAGUUGGUUGAUCCAUCUCUUGCCUUUGAAACUGAUUUUGCUAUGAGGACAAUGAUUACAUCUGUUGCAGAACUGGCUUUUUGGUGUUUGUAGCAAAAGAGGGAUAUGAGGCCUUCCAUGCAAGAAGUUUUGGGGGUUUUGAAGGGAAUGCAGAAUAAAGAUUUGGGAGCUUAGUUUGCAGAGGUGGUGAAUAUUGGAGCAGAUGAUGUUGGCCUUUUGAGACAUGUUCCCCCUCCAGUUUCACCAGACUCAGUUGAAACUGAAAAAUGGAUUAGUAGCUCUUCCACACCGAAUUCCUUUUAGUUCAAGCAUAUAAGAUUUCGCUUCACUUUUCCCCUCAAAUACUCAAUAGGUAAAAGUAUUCUGUGAUCUUAAUCCAUUGUGGAUGAGGAUCUAAAUUUACAUUACCUUCACUUUCAGGCCUUUUCUCCUUUUCCCUUGUUUGUUUAAAAAUAAUAUAAGAUGAUACCAGUUUAUGUGAAGUCAAGGAAUUAUAAGUUUAUAAGGAAUGAGUACAGCUUCAUUAAGGGUAUAAAAUCUAUAUGUUUAGGAUGCAUUUAUUCAUGAGCAUUUUUCGUUUAAUACUAUAUAUACAGUUAUGAAUUGUAGAUGCUGUGGUAAGUUCCUGGUCUUUCUAAUGCUGUUUUAAUGCUUGUUUCUCUACCAGGGGCAGAUAAGAACAAUGUAAUCCAACUUGCAUACAUGGAAGCAGAAUUUCGAUUUUGAAGAGUAUUUGCUGCUUAAAAUUCAGGUUUUAAGUUCUGCUUACCAGAAGGGAAUCAUUUGUUUAAAUUAAACAUUUUGUCAGACAAAAUGGUGGUAACACUUUAGUGAAUAGCUUGAACAAGUGACGACAAAUGCAGCAGCGUAGAGCUGUUUUGUAUCCGCAUGGUAUGUGUAGUCAGUGGUUACUAUGCAUUGUAAAGGCAGAUUAAAUUGUUGUAUCUUUU